AUGAAGAUGGAAGAACACAUGCAAACAAUAGCAGGGUCUAAGAUCGCAGUAAUUAUUUUAUCCGAAACAUACACUGAGUCUACUUGGUGUCUUCGUGAGCUUGAAAAAAUCAUUGAAUGCUACAAAACUUUUGAUCAAAUAGUUCUGCCCGUAUUUUACGAGAUUGACCCACAAGAUAUCGCUCGUCAGAAGGGUGAUUUCGGAAAAGCGUUGGAAGAAGCUGCACAGAAAAGUUAUUCAGGAGAAGAACUGAAACAUGCCUUGUCCAGGUGGAGACUGGCACUCACCGAAGUUGCAGGUAUCAGUGGUUGGGAUGUCAGCAAGUUUGGGCAUGAUGCUGAACUUGUGAAGGAUAUUGUUGACCGUAUUCAGACGUUACUGGACUACAAAUACUUGUCUACUGUUCAAUAUCCCGUUGGAUUAGAGUCCCACGUGGAGAAGGUGAUUGGAUGUAUUGAAAAUCAAUCCACCAAUGUCUGUAUCAUAGGCAUAUGGGGAAUGGGAGGAUCGGACAGAGGCUAUGUUACAGAGAUACUAAAUGGCUGUGGACUACAUGCUGAUAUGGGAAUAACAGUUCUGAUAGAAAGUAGUCUCUUAAAAGUUGAUAAGAACAACAAACUUCAAAUGCACCCUUUGUUGCGAGAUAUGGGAAGAGAAAUUAUUCGUGAAAGGUCUCCAGUGAAUCUUGGGAACCGGAGUCGAUUAUGGUUUCACGACGAUGUAAAAGGUGUACUCACAAAGAAUACUGGGACAGAAGCUACGGAGGGAUUGUCCCUGAAACUGCCUUUAACCAUCAGAGAUCGCUUCGAAGUUCAUGCUUUCGAGAAAAUGGAGAGAUUAAGACUGCUGCAACUGGAUCAUGUACAAGUUGCUGGGAGUUAUGAGUACUUUCCUAAACAACUGAGAUGGAUUUGUUGGGCACGGUUUCCUUCUAAAUACAUACCAAACAACUUUAAUAUGGAAAAUGUAAUUGCACUUGAUUUAAAACAUAGUCAUCUUCGAAUCGUUUGGAAACAAUCCCAGGUUUUGAGCUCACUAAAAUUCCUUGAUCUUAGUCAUUCCCACUUCUUGAUGGAAACGCCUGACUUUUCAGGACUACCAAGUCUUGAAGAGCUCAUUCUCAAAGAUUGUCCAAGUUUGUGCAAGAUACACCAAUCCAUAGGAGAUCUCUGCAAUCUACUACUCAUAAAUUUGAAGGACUGUACAAGUUUAAGCAAUCUACCGAGAGAGAUAUAUAAGUUGAAAUCUUUAAACACUCUCAUCCUAUCAGGUUGUCUGAAGAUUGACAUUUUGGAAGAAGAUAUAGAGCAGAUGGAAUCCUUGAUAACACUGAUUGCUGAAAAUAAAGCAGUGAAACAAGUGCCCUUUUCAAUUGUAAGUUCAAAAUCCAUUGGAUAUAUAUCCCUGCGUGGAUUUGAAAGAUUGUCAGAUAAUAUUUUUCCUUCUAUUAUUCGGUCUUGGAUGCCACCAACAAUCAAUCCUCUAUCUUUUAUCCAUCCGUCUUGCAUGGGUAAUAAUUGGCGUGACCUUGCGCCAUUGUUUAGCGAUCUCGGAAAUCUUCGAAGUGUUUUGGUUCAAUGUGACACGGAAUUUCAACUAUCUACGCAAGUACAAACAAUUCGUGUUGAAUACGGUGUAAAUUAUACAGAAUUAAGAAUUUCAGAGCAUCACUUGAGGUUUUCUUUGAUUGGUGUUGGAAGUUACGACAAGUUCUUCAACACUCUCAACAAAAGCAUAUCCGAGGUUCCUUCUCGCUUUUACCUCUGUGGAUUGGCAAGGAGUGAGUGUUGUGAUAUUUGUCUUCCAGGUGACAACCAUCCUUAUUGGUUGGGCCAUGUGGGUGAGGGACAUUCAGUUUUUUUCACUGUGCCUCAGGACUGUCACGUCAAGGGAAUGGCUUUGUGUGUUGUUUAUUCAUCAACCCCUGACAUCAUGGCAACUGAAUGUCUUAAAAGUGUCUUAAUUGUUAACUACACAAAGUUCACAUUCCAGAUACACAAGCAUGGCACAAUAAUUACUGAUAUGGAUUGGGAGGGCAUAAUAUCAAAUUUAGGAUCUGGGGACAAGGUGGAGAUUUUUGUGACUUUUGGUCAGGGAUUGGUGGUCAAGAAAACAGCUGUCUAUCUGAUCUAUGGUGAAUCAAAUGACUUUGAAAUGGAGCCUUGCUGUGAGCAGAAAAAUGCCCUCUAUAAAUUUAUAAAGAAAAUUGUAGUGUGUGACUGCUGGUAA
Molecule: messenger RNA, 2229 nt
Organism: Sphenostylis stenocarpa
Lineage: Eukaryota; Viridiplantae; Streptophyta; Magnoliopsida; Fabales; Fabaceae
Source: the annotation of a GenBank genome assembly